AUGUUGAUGGCUAUUGGUGCAAUUGAACGACAUAUUUUAGUUUUUCACAGUGGAUGGAAUCGAACAUACAAGAGACGACUUCUUUUUCAUUAUUUUCCUUUUGCGAUUAUUAUUAUUUAUUCUGGUUUAUUUUAUGUGGUUGCUAUUUUCUUUUCUCCUUGUGAAAAUAUAUUCGAUUACAAUCAACCAUGGUGUUCUUAUCCUUGUUAUUACAACAUCACAGUACUAGCGAUAUAUGACACUGUGAUAAAUACCAUUUUACCUACAUUAUUGAAUGUUAUCUUCAGUAUUGCUCUUCUUGUACGUCAUAUUCGUCAAAAGCGUCGUAUGCAACAAGUACUUCAAUGGAGAAAACAUCGAAAAAUGACCAUUCAGAUGCUUUUAGUAUCAACUUUACAUCUUGUUUUCCAAAUGCCUGUAUCCAUUCUUAUUACUGCUCAUCUCUGCGGAUUGCCAGCAGAGAUAGGUGCCGACGCUCAGCUCUACACAUAUUUUUUUACUUACUUUAUUACUUUACUUAUACCAUUCGUCUGCCUUGCUGCUUUGCCAGAACUUUGGAAGAAACUCACGUUAUAUUCACCACUGUGGAUGAAGGAACAACAACGACGCACUGCAACUGUCUUACCUAUUGUUAAUCUCAAUGGAUUGUGA
Messenger RNA from Adineta steineri, 651 nucleotides. NCBI's taxonomy places the organism in Eukaryota, Metazoa, Rotifera, Eurotatoria, Adinetida, Adinetidae. The record is from the annotation of a GenBank genome assembly.